Molecule: messenger RNA, 1650 nt
Organism: Morus notabilis
Lineage: Eukaryota; Viridiplantae; Streptophyta; Magnoliopsida; Rosales; Moraceae
Product: ammonium transporter 1 member 1
Exons: 1
Coding region: 74-1591 (505 amino acids)
Biological process (GO): ammonium homeostasis; ammonium transmembrane transport
Cellular component (GO): membrane
Molecular function (GO): ammonium channel activity
Source: RefSeq, a predicted model, not a curated record
CGUACGAAGCUCUCCAUCCAAAAACACUCCCCGCUUUCCCGUCUCUCUCCUCGCUCUUUCUCUCUCUACAGUCAUGGCGGCCGCCCUGAACUGCUCGGCGGCCCAACUGGCCCAACUCCUGGGUCCAAAUACGACGAAUCCCGAGGCCGCCGCCUCUCUCAUCUGCGACCAGUUCUCCGUCGUCUCCAACAAGUUCUCAGACACAUCCUACGCCAUCGACACGACCUACCUUCUCUUCUCCGCCUACCUCGUCUUCUCCAUGCAGCUCGGCUUCGCCAUGCUCUGCGCCGGAUCCGUCCGAGCCAAGAACACCAUGAACAUCAUGCUCACCAACGUCCUCGACGCCGCCGCCGGUGGACUCUUCUACUACCUCUUCGGCUUCGCCUUCGCCUUCGGGUCUCCCUCCAACGCCUUCAUCGGCAAACACUUCUUCGGCCUCAAGGAAAUCCCUGACCCCUCCUUUGAUUACUCAUAUUUUCUCUAUCAGUGGGCCUUCGCCAUCGCCGCCGCCGGAAUCACCAGCGGAUCCAUCGCCGAGAGGACUCAGUUCGUGGCCUAUUUGAUCUAUUCGUCCUUUCUCACCGGAUUCGUUUACCCCGUGGUUUCUCACUGGUUCUGGUCCGUCGACGGCUGGGGCGGCGCGGGGAGAACCUCCGGCGAUCUUCUAUUCGGCUCCGGAGUCAUUGAUUUCGCCGGAUCUGGUGUCGUUCACAUGGUCGGAGGCGUCGCCGGGCUUUGGGGAGCCCUAAUCGAAGGACCGAGAAUCGGAAGAUUCGGAGGCCCUAACGGUCGUACGGUCGCUCUCCGCGGCCAUAGCGCGAGUCUCGUUGUCCUCGGGACCUUCAUGCUCUGGUUCGGAUGGUACGGAUUCAACCCAGGCUCCUUCACCAAAAUCCUAUCGGCCUACAGCUCUGGUGGCUACUACGGCCAGUGGAGCGCAGUAGGCCGGACUGCCGUCACGACGACCCUAGCCGGAUGCACCGCUGCCUUGACGACUCUCUUCGGGAAGAGAAUCCUCUCCGGUCACUGGAACGUCACCGACGUCUGCAACGGAUUACUCGGCGGCUUCGCUGCCAUAACCGCCGGGUGCUCCGUCGUCGAGCCCUGGGCGGCGAUUAUCUGCGGCUUCGUCGCCUCCGUGGUGCUGAUCACGUGUAACAAGCUCGCCGAGAAGGCCAAAUUCGACGACCCGCUGGAGGCGGCGCAGCUCCACGGCGGGUGCGGCGCUUGGGGGAUCAUCUUCACGGCGUUGUUCGCGACGAAGAAGUACGUCAACGAGGUCUACCCGACGGAGAAGGGCCACCGGCCCUAUGGGCUUUUCAUGGGCGGAGGAGGGAAGCUCCUGGCGGCCCACUUGAUCCAGAUCGUCGUGAUAUUCGCGUGGGUCAGCGUCACCAUGGGCCCACUGUUUUACAUUCUUCACAGGCUCAAACUCCUGAGAAUCUCUCCGGAGGACGAAAUGGCGGGUAUGGAUCUGACCCGACACGGAGGAUUCGCUUAUAUUUACCAUGACGAGGACGAGUCUCAGAAACCCGGAUUUCCCCUAAGGAAAAUUGAGCCAAACAACGCCACUACUCCUCCUUCCAUUUAGGUUUUUUUUUACUUUUACUUUUAGUUUUAGUUUUCUUUUCCUAUUAACAACUAUUAUUU